UUGCUGAGCUUUUAAAUGUGUAACCAGCCAUGUGUUCAAUUCGAGUAUUAUUAACCCAGCCCUGUUGCGUAGCCAGCCGCUCAUUCAUUCUGUCAGACGGAGCGCAUAUUUCAGAGACGUCCGCUUUAAUGCUGGUUUAAAAGCCUGAAAGAGCAGCCGAGACACGUUUCCCCGCGUCCGCCUACGGCCGACAGACUGCACCAAUGGCCUCCAGCAUACCGGAUGAGGUGAUGAUGAACGCUGCUCUGAUAAAAGAAUUAGCCGAUGUGGCAAAAGAUGAAGCCCUUCUGCAGGGAGUAUUAAUGAGGACCAAGGAGACCACGAACUCAUCUGAGUUGGUGACGUACGCUCCGUUCACUCUCUUCCCUUCGCCUGUGCCCAAACCUGUGUUCCACCAGGCUCUUGCAGUGCAGACCCACUUCAACACAAUGGUGGACAAGAUCAGCCAGGACACAGACUUCCUGCAGGAAGCUUUAGCCAGCACCAUUGAAGUAGACGAUUUCACUGCGAGGCUGUUCAAGAUCCACCAGCAGAUCCUAAAAGAAGGAAGGUCUCAGUCUAUUGUGUUGGGUCUCAAUCGUUCUGACUACAUGUUGGACCAGAAGGAUGAGAAAACGUCUUCUCUGAAGCAGAUCGAGAUCAAUACUAUUGCUGCAAGCUUUGGCGGCCUCUCCUCACGCACGCCUGACGUACACAGACACAUCCUGAAGGUGUGCGGCAGGCUGGAGGAGAGCCGUCAGAUCCUGGCCAACAACCCUGCGGCCGGUCUGGCCAGGGCACUCGCCAAAGCCUGGGAGCUGUACGCAUCAGAGAGAGCGGUUGUCCUGUUCUUGGUGGAGGAAGUCCAGAGGAACAUCUUUGACCACCGCUACAUUGAAAGUGAACUCUGGAAGAGAAACAUCCCCUCAGUAAGAAAACGGUUUGAUGAGGUCUAUGAAACAGGAUCUCUUGAUCCGGACAAGCGGCUGUUUGUGGAUGGAAAAGAAGUAGCAGUGGUGUACUUCAGGGACGGUUACAUGCCACAGAACUACAUCAACGAACAGUGCUGGGAUGUUCGUCUCAUGAUGGAGCGCUCUCGGGCUGUAAAGUGUCCAAAUAUCAGCACUCACCUGGCCGGAACCAAGAAGGUCCAGCAAGUGCUGACCAGGCCUGGAGUUCUGGAGCGUUUUUUCCCAGAACGGCCCGAGGUGGUGCAACAAAUCAGGGCGACUUUUGCUGGCCUCUACACGCUAGACGUGGGACCAGAGGGUGACAACACGGUAGCGAUGGCCUUGGCAGAACCAGACCGGUUUGUUCUGAAACCUCAGCGAGAGGGAGGAGGUAACAACAUCUAUGGCUCUGAGAUUGUCCGGGUCCUAGAGGCGGUGAAGGGGAGCACAGAGCGGACGGCCUAUAUCCUGAUGGAUAAAAUUAAUCCCGCUCCCGUACAGAACUACUUGCUGAGAAGAGACGCUCCCCUGGUGAUCAGUAACUGUCUGAGUGAGCUGGGAGUGUUCGGGGCGUAUGUCAGGCAGGGGGAGCACAUGGUGAUGAAUGAGUGCGUUGGUCACCUGCUGAGGACCAAGAGUUCAGAGCACGAGGACGGGGGCGUGGCCGCCGGCGUGGCCGUUCUGGACAACCCUCUACUCGUCUAACGAGUCACCGGACCCACACAGACUGUUGUCACACUGUGGCCCAGACUGAAAGACCAGGAACGCUAAAAAGCUUAGGUCCAGCUUCACCUCAUAGCACUGAGAGACCGCGCAUCCAUCACUCCAUUAGAGAUGCUGGGCACAGGAGUUCUUUGUAUAACGUGUAACAUGCUGGCAGAGGCCUUCUAAGAACCCUUUUGGCAGAUUUUAAAGCGUGGAUUGUUCUGGUCAAAAACGUUCCUGCUUUCAAAUAUAACCUGACACGUUGUCAGGGUCGCACAUUUAAACCCAGCAAGGGAUGGGGAUGCCUAAAGCUUGUCUCGAUCUGCCCAAGUCCACAAAAACAGACAUCCAUGUUCUCUUUAAAUGUAAAAUGUAUAGUCUGAUACAUUUUUAUUUCACAUCUUGUAAUGUUUCCAUAGAAUAUUCAGUGUUCCUUGUAGGAAAAGGGAAAAUAUUUUUAAACAUUUAAAUGUGUUUUCUAUAAUCGAGCUUCCUAUCUUUGGAACAAGACUGACACCUAAUGGCAUUGAAGCAUAAUUACACUACUUGAACAGUUGACAGGUUUUCUUCCAUGUUCUCCUCUCAGCCUCCAGGGGCAGCUCUGACUGCAGCCCUGAUGGAAGUCUAGUUUAAUACUAAAGCGUUUUAUUGUUUGAUUGAUUCCAAAUAAAACGGGUAGCAAAGUUGUUACUCAAUUAAACAUCAAAUACCAUGGCAGAAAAUCAAGAAAGUGACCUUAUGACUGCUUUUUUGUUUUUUUACAUUUUAGAUGUAGUUAAAGACUGAAAUUAUUGAAGAAAAUAAUGAAGUGAGUGAAGAAAUUAACAUUCAGUCACUAUUGUUUUUUUCUUAGUUGAAAAACAAACAUCUUUUCACAUUGGAAGAGAUAAUCUGAGUUACUACAAAACAUAGUAACAUCUUCACAAGCAGAUUAACUGGACCACAACACUGAUUCUGAAGUUCUCUACAACUGGAUUAUAAUGAAAUAGUUCAACGGCAAAUGAAGACACUAUGCUUUCCUUGUUAAAAUAAUAAAUUAUUAUAUAUUUUAUAUAAUAAAAUCAAAUGUGGGACUAUCUUAUCUAAAUAUAUUUUAUAUAUGAUGUACCAUGUCACAUUUAUUUUUCUGCUGGGAUUCAUAGUAGUCGCCUGCAGAAUAGUUUUGUGAAAGUUUAAAUGGUUUAAAUUAACACAAAUGAGUCUCGGCAGAUCAUCAACAUAAAUCAAUGACCAAAUGUUUUCCUCUGGACCAAAAGCAGAAAGUGGACAUUAAAUGAAACAUCUGGAAACCUG
Molecule: messenger RNA, 2927 nt
Organism: Fundulus heteroclitus (mummichog)
Lineage: Eukaryota; Metazoa; Chordata; Actinopteri; Cyprinodontiformes; Fundulidae
Product: glutathione synthetase-like
Exons: 13
Coding region: 204-1634 (476 amino acids)
Biological process (GO): glutathione biosynthetic process
Cellular component (GO): cytosol
Molecular function (GO): ATP binding; glutathione synthase activity; glutathione binding
Source: RefSeq, a predicted model, not a curated record